AUGCAGUGCAGGUCCAGCACAGGUCUCUUCUCAUCGAUGGAGGUAGCGUGCCAACCGACAGGAUCCGAGGUCAGUCAGGUGACGCAGCGAGCGUCGAGUCGAGAUCUUCAGGUCAGGUCCAACAGAGCAGAGAGCCAACAGGGUCAGAGCCACACUGCCUCAGAGCCAUCAGGAGCAUGUCCAAAGAGUAAGGAUCGCCGAGCGCAGGUCCCGGCGACAGUCAGGACGCUCGAGCAGUUCGCGCGCGAGAUCAGGUCCCAAUCAUGCAGUCAGACACAGGUAAGGAGCGCACUAGCGAGUCGAUUCCCCGGAGCCCGGGUACAUCCCCGAGUCAGUCGCACCAGUCAGUCCAACAGUCAGUAUCCAACAUAG
Molecule: messenger RNA, 372 nt
Organism: Knipowitschia caucasica
Lineage: Eukaryota; Metazoa; Chordata; Actinopteri; Gobiiformes; Gobiidae
Source: the annotation of a GenBank genome assembly